Striga asiatica is the source of this 519-nucleotide messenger RNA. Lineage: Eukaryota; Viridiplantae; Streptophyta; Magnoliopsida; Lamiales; Orobanchaceae. The record is from the annotation of a GenBank genome assembly.
AUGGCCUGUUUCCUCCGGCGAAAGUGCCAGCCGGAAUGCGUUUUCGCUCCUUACUUCCCUCCCGACCAGCCCCAGAAAUUCGCCAACGUUCACAAGGUUUUUGGCGCCAGCAAUGUGACGAAGCUUCUGAACGAACUUCACCCCGGCCAGCGUGAAGAUGCUGUAAACUCACUCGCUUACGAGGCUGAUAUGCGGCUGCGAGAUCCCGUUUAUGGCUGCGUAGGUGUCAUUUCUCUUCUACAGCAUCAGCUCCGCCAGCUUCAGAUAGACCUAACCUGCGCAAAAUCCGAGCUUUCCAAGUACCAGACGGCCCUACACUUCCACGCCGGCGGCGCCGCCGCCGUCGGAGGAGGCCACCAGUUUUUUCCACAGCAGGGGACAGCGGGGGUGCAGGUUUUCAAUGGGUAUGAGCUGGCGGUCAACAUGGGAGGGGGGAUCGGACAGCUGGCGGCGGUGCAGGGGUUCCAGCAGAGGGGGGCGGCGGCGGACGGCCGCCGGACGCCGGUGGAGCCGUCUUAG